GGGCAUCUGGCAAGACAAACCAGAGAGAGAGACCAAUCCCGUUACUACAAAUUUAACAAUGUACAGGCCUCAAAGAGAGAGCUUUGCCAUUGAAGUAAGGGGCUGUGCAACCCUAGACCGACACCAUACCCCUCAAGCUCAAGCCAGCACUCUCUCUCCCAAGUUAAACUUCUCUGCAAUGAAGCUCUUUAACCGUUUCCGGAAGAUUCUUAUGCGGCUCAUAUUUUCUCUUCCUUCUGGCGGAUCUUCUGGCACGUCCAGCAUGGCUCCCAAGCAAACGAACUGCGACAGGUUCGAUCCGCCAAAGACUUCAUGCAGCUCGUAUUACUCGUCCCAUUCGCACUACACCGAGGCCAUUGCUGACUGCAUUGAGUUCUUUAACAAGUCAUCCCAAGAGGGGAUUAUGGAUGGUCGGAAAUCCGAUGUUUUGGUUUGAUCAUCAAAUUAUAACCUUGGCUGCUACUCCCCUCCAUUAC
Theobroma cacao (cacao) is the source of this 476-nucleotide messenger RNA. RefSeq lists its product as uncharacterized. The record is from RefSeq and is a predicted model, not a curated record. Lineage: Eukaryota; Viridiplantae; Streptophyta; Magnoliopsida; Malvales; Malvaceae.